AACAGUUCGUCGACGUCACCCAUGGCGGACAUAUUUGUUCCGACAUUUUGACAUUUAUCUCCCGGUUAAUUAUUUCCAAUUGGACCUUUAUAUUGAAUAAAUCUUUUUGAUUUCUUUCACCAUGGAUGAAGAAUACGACGCGAUCGUGUUGGGCACUGGGCUCAAAGAAUGUAUCCUUAGCGGGAUGUUAUCUGUCUCCGGAAAGAAGGUACUGCACAUUGAUCGUAACAAGUACUACGGCGGAGAAUCUGCGUCAAUUACCCCGUUAGAAGAAUUGUUCGCAAAGUUCAAUGCACCGGCUCCGGACGAAACUUACGGUCGAGGCCGCGACUGGAACGUGGACUUGAUUCCCAAAUUUUUGAUGGCGAAUGGCCUUCUUGUAAAACUGCUCAUACAUACGGGCGUGACCCGAUAUUUGGAAUUCAAAUCGGUGGAAGGUAGCUAUGUCUACAAAGGCGGUAAGAUCUCUAAAGUGCCGGUUGAUCAAAAGGAAGCACUGGCAUCUGACCUUAUGGGUAUGUUUGAAAAGAGGCGUUUCCGUAAUUUCCUAAUUUACGUACAAGAUUUCCAAGAGGAAGAUUGCAAAACUUGGAAGGAUUUCGAUCCCAGCACAGCGAAUAUGCAAUCAUUAUAUGAUAAAUUUGGUCUUGAUAAAAAUACUCAAGACUUCACUGGUCAUGCGCUAGCACUGUAUCUUGAUGAUAAUUACCUCCAACAGCCGGCUAUUCAAACCAUUCGUCGCAUUAAAUUGUACUCGGAUUCCUUGGCAAGAUAUGGUAAAUCCCCAUACUUAUACCCUAUGUAUGGAUUAGGUGAGCUUCCUCAAGGCUUUGCUCGUCUCUCUGCUAUCUAUGGGGGGACGUACAUGUUGGACAAACCCAUUGAUGAGAUCGUCUUAGGAGAAGGUGGCAGAGUUAUUGGAGUACGCUCUGGCAAUGAGAUAGCCAAGUGUAAGCAAGUUUAUUGUGACCCCAGCUAUGUCCCUGACAGAGUGCGCAAGAAGGGUCAAGUGAUUCGCUGCAUUUGCCUAUUAGAUCAUCCUAUUGCUAAUACAAAGGAUGCCCUAUCUACCCAGAUUAUCAUUCCUCAGAAGCAAGUGGGCAGGCAUUCUGAUAUAUAUGUGUCCUUGGUGUCUUAUACACACCAGGUAGCUGCAAAGGGAUGGUUCAUUGCUAUGGUGUCGACUACAGUUGAAACUAAUGAUCCUGAAUCUGAGAUAAAACCUGGCCUAGACCUGUUGGGACCUAUCAGGCAGAAGUUUGUCUCUGUAACAGAUUAUUAUGAACCUACUGAUGAUGGCAGCCAAAGUUCCAUCUUCAUCUCGGAAUCUUAUGAUGCAACAACUCACUUUGAGACAACAUGUUUAGAUGUGCUAAAGAUUUAUAAGAGGGGUACUGAUGAAGACUUUGACUUUUCCAAAGUUAAAGUGGAGCUGGGAGAAGAAGAGCAGUAAAUAAGUCCUAUAUACAUAAAUUGCUUGUUAAUUUUAAUCUUUGUUUACUGAACUGUUUCGCAACAAUUAUAAAAAGAAUUGUUCAUUAGGGAUUUUUGGGUAAAGAUUUAUAAGAGCUAAGGUGUAUUGGCAGUAGAUAAUUGUAUAUGUGCAACUAUUCUCAUUGAAAUGGCCCCAGUAAAUGUAUUAUUGUAUUAUUACCAAAAAGAUUCAAAAAAGAUUAUUAUUUAAAUGAUUUUAUUUGUCUUUAAGAUGCUUUUAUUAUUUAAGUCUAAAAUGCUGCUAAUAAUGAUCUGCACAAGAGAAGUGGUAAGUUUAUUUGUCGAAUUAUGCAUUCCAUUUUGGUACAUUAUUUGAUCCUGUAACCAUAUCAUAUUUGUAAUAUGUCAAAAAUAUGAAUGCUCACUAUACAUGUAUAUGUUUUGUGUAAGAUCAUCAAUAAAGAUACAUAAUAUUUAAAAA
Molecule: messenger RNA, 1915 nt
Organism: Galleria mellonella (greater wax moth)
Lineage: Eukaryota; Metazoa; Arthropoda; Insecta; Lepidoptera; Pyralidae
Gene: Gdi
Product: rab GDP dissociation inhibitor alpha
Exons: 1
Coding region: 122-1453 (443 amino acids)
Biological process (GO): protein transport; small GTPase-mediated signal transduction; vesicle-mediated transport
Cellular component (GO): cytoplasm
Molecular function (GO): Rab GDP-dissociation inhibitor activity
Source: RefSeq, a predicted model, not a curated record